CAUUAAUCCUGCUGCUACAUCCCCUCAAUAAGAGCCAGAUGUUUUUAGUACGUCCUCAUAUUUAUUAUUUUAGCCCUGAAAGAGUCAUUACAGCCUGGAGAGAUUCCACAUGAUGUCACUGUGAUGAAUAUUCUGCAGUCCAUGAAUGUCUAAACAGAUAUUUGCAAACUCUCUUUCGACGUUGCAUAAUAGAGAAGUACGUGCUUGAAUUGACCAUGAGUUACUAGUUAUGUUGCUCAGCAGCACAGAGUGCGAAGAUGUUUUGCAUCCCUUUUAAACGACGGAAGAAAAAACGUCAAAAGGAUGUAUGUCAAGAUGAUAAAAUCUCUUCUCUGCAGAAUAGCUUGCAGAAAAAUGCACCAUUUCCCAAAACCUCCUGGUGGCUCUGUGUUGCUUGUAAGAAGAAAAAAAAGAACCAUUUCAGACAAGAUGUUGUCGAGUUUUCAAUUUCUUCAGCCUCAGAGAGAAAAAAGAGCUUCAGCACAAACUCACAGGAUGCAGAAGUUAGUUUUGGGGCAUAUUCUUCUGACAGUCCUGUAUCCACUUAUAAUGAGGAAGAGACUCCAGGUUCAGUCCAAUCAGUCUUCACCAAAAAAAUAACAAAAUCCACCAAGAAACUGGAAAGUAGUGAAGAUGAGGAUCUGGAUAGUUCUUCUGCAAAUUACACAGAAAGAGGCAUCCGCACUGCAAUACCAAAAAAACAAGACAAAACCAGGGAAGUACCAAAACGUGACUUUGGGAGAAAAACACAUCCUUCUGGAUCUUCAAGAGAAGCUGAGAAUGACACAGAGAGAGUCUCUUCAGAUGAGAGUGUAGAAGUGAAAUGUCCUGUGCCUUCCCCUACAUCCGGCACAGAUGUCUCACUUACUGAGGUUAAUGAAAUUCAGCCACAAGUCUCACCUGAGUUCAAGAUUUUUACCCCUGACAACCUGAAUCUAUAUUUAGGGAUCAGAGAAACUGUACCAAAUGAGGAUUUAGACUGCUUUGGGUUACCCAACUUGGGACUGACGUGCUACAUUAACUCCAUCCUACAAAGCCUUCUCACCCUAACAUGCUUCAUUCAAGAGCUCCACAACCAGCUUCCUGUGUGGAGUUCUCACCCCCAAUCCAAGCUCUUCAGAGCAAUUCUGGAUAUUGAAGUCUGCUGCUUCUCCAACAUGAAAGAGGAGAAAAAAGCGGUUCUGUCCUUCUUUAAAAAGACCGUCGCUGAGUUUAAUUCAAGUUUUGAUGAUGACGGACAGAAAGAUGCCUCUGAGUUCCUCAUCAGUGUUCUGGACAUAAUGAGGUCCCUGUCACAAGAAAUGCAUCUGAGAGCGUCAAACUUGGGCUUGACCUACAAAUGCCCCGUCGCUGAACACAUUGCACUGCAGAUGAUGAGCACCAGAACAUGCAUGGGAUGCGGUGAUCAGUCUCACACAGUGGAAGACUUUGUCACCCUCAGUCUGGAUCUGGUCCCACGGGGAUCAGUGAACCAGUGUCUACAGGAGUACCUCAGGGAGGGCCAUUUAGAACACAUGUGCCAUUGUGGAGUGAAGGACUCAUCAGUGCAGAGCUCAUUCCUCACUCUUCCAAACGUGCUGAUCCUGCACCUGAAGCGCUUUAAAUUCACCAGGUCAAAUGCAGUGAAGAAGAUAAAAAAGCACAUCAUUCUGUCGAGAGAACUUGUGGUGAGAGAAGAAUUCACAGCCACAAAAAACAGAGCGACUUAUUAUUUUUUGGUGAGCAUCGUCAGCCAUAUAGGGUCCAAAGCUGACAGCGGCCAUUACAUCUGCGACGGCAUUCACAGGAGGCAGAAUAUGGACAUUAUAGACGACUCUUGGCUGAUGUACGACGAUGAACAUGUCAGCCAGACAACAGGAGAAGAGGUCUGCUUGUGGCGGGAGCGAAACGCUUUCCUGCUCUUCUAUGAAAAGCAACCCUUGAAGAGAUAAAAGGCCUACGGCCAGGGCUGCAAUGGACCUGGCAGCAGCAACUCCUGUAUUCUUUUAACACUAUUAAACUGCAUC
This is a messenger RNA of Gambusia affinis (western mosquitofish), 2006 nucleotides long. RefSeq names its product ubiquitin carboxyl-terminal hydrolase 37-like. Gene Ontology annotation, molecular function: cysteine-type endopeptidase activity; cysteine-type deubiquitinase activity. Gene Ontology annotation, biological process: protein deubiquitination. NCBI's taxonomy places the organism in Eukaryota, Metazoa, Chordata, Actinopteri, Cyprinodontiformes, Poeciliidae. Gene Ontology annotation, cellular component: nucleus; cytosol. The transcript is spliced from 18 exons. The record is from RefSeq and is a predicted model, not a curated record. Bases 258 to 1931 code for a protein of 557 amino acids.